Molecule: messenger RNA, 1879 nt
Organism: Erythranthe guttata (spotted monkey flower)
Lineage: Eukaryota; Viridiplantae; Streptophyta; Magnoliopsida; Lamiales; Phrymaceae
Product: protein disulfide-isomerase 5-3
Cellular component (GO): endoplasmic reticulum; COPII-coated ER to Golgi transport vesicle
Source: RefSeq, a predicted model, not a curated record
CGAGUACACACAGUCACACAGUGCACACAAUCGUAAUCACAGCACUAACCCCCAUCAGACGAAAGCUCAUGCCUUUUGGUUACGAUUCAAAAAUCUCACACAGCUAGCUGUAUGAUAUUGAUAACCCCUGUUUAGAGAUCUACUAUUUUCCGUUCAUUGUUGCAUAAUUUUAUCGGCAUCUUCUCCGUUUCUUCUCGAAUCGACGGUUGAUUGAUUAGCCAUGGUUUCAUCCACUAAGAUCAAAUCCGUUGAUUUUUACAGGAAAAUUCCAAGAGAUUUGACUGAGGCAUCAUUAUCUGGUGCUGGAUUGUCAAUAAUAGCAGCCCUUUCCAUGAUGUUUUUAUUUGGAAUGGAACUGAAUGAUUAUAUGAGAGUCAGCACCGCUACAUCAGUUGUUGUUGACAAGAGUUCUGAUGGGGAUUUUUUACGAAUUGAUUUCAAUAUAAGUUUUCCAGCACUGUCUUGUGAAUUUGCCUCUGUUGAUGUCAGUGAUGUCCUGGGAACAAAUAGGUUGAAUUUAACUAAGACUAUCCGCAAGUACUCAAUAGAUUCAAAGUUAAAUCCUACUGGCCCGGAGUUUCGGUCAGGAGCAGUUGCAAAAGCAAUUAAGCAUGAUGAGCAAGACGAUGAAGAGUAUGGAGAAGGUUCUGUUACACUAACUGCACGCAAUUUUGAUAGAAUUUCACACCAGCAUGCUAUUUUGGUGGUAAAUUUUUUUGCGCCAUGGUGCUAUUGGAGCAAUCGCUUGAAACCUUCAUGGGAAAAAGCAGCAAAAAUUAUCAGAGAAAGAUAUGACCCAGAAAUGGAUGGACGUAUUAUUUUGGGAAAGGUCGAUUGCACUCAAGAAGCUGAGUUGUGUACUAGGAAUCACAUACAAGGAUAUCCAUCUAUUCGCAUCUUUCGUAAAGGAAGUGAUGUGAGGAACGAUCAUGGCCACCAUGAUCAUGAGUCAUAUUAUGGAGAUCGAGAUACAGAUACCCUAGUGAAGACAAUGGAGGAUUUGGUAGCGCCUAUUUCUGUGCAGUCACUCAGUGCUUCUGAUAGUCCAGCCACUGAGGCGAAAGAUGAUUCAAAAAGGCCCGCACCUUUAGCAGGAGGGUGUAGGGUUGAGGGUUUUGUACGUGUGAAGAAGGUUCCGGGGAAUCUUAUUGUAUCUGCUCGUUCAGCUUCCCAUUCUUUUGAUGGUUCUCAGAUGAACAUGUCACAUGUUAUUUCCCAUUUUUCUUUCGGUAAAAUGAUCACUCCACGGGUGAUGAGUGACAUGAAACGGCUCCUGCCACAUCUAGGUUUAAGCCAUGACCGCUUGAAUGGCUUGUCGUAUAUAAGUAAUCCGACUGACUCCAAUGCAAAUGUAACUAUCGAGCAUUAUCUUCAAGUAGUGAAAACUGAGGUGAUGACAAGAUCUUAUAAACUACUUGAGGAGUACGAGUACACCGCCCACAGUAGUUUGUCGCACAGUAAUAACAUCCCUGUUGCAAAAUUUCAUUUCGAGCUAUCACCAAUGCAGGUCUUAAUAACUGAAAACUACAAGUCCUUUUCGCACUUCAUUACAAAUGUCUGCGCCAUUAUUGGAGGUGUUUUCACGGUUGCUGGAAUUGUGGAUUCAAUUCUGCACAAUACUAUCAGGAUGAUGAAAAAAGUCGAACUAGGGAAGAACUAUUGAUCAAAAGUCGAAAUUAGCAAACAUCUAAGAAAAAACCGAUUUCUUUAUACACCCUUUAGUCGCAGAUAAAUUAAAUUGUUUAGAAUAUAGUUUGUUUUCUAAAUUAUUUUGCUGAAGGAUAGUAUCUACAUUUGGUAGCCCUUGUGGAAAAUGCCAUUGAGAGAGAAUAAUUUUAUCUUCAAUUUUGCAUUAUCUAACCUUUGUCUGUUUUGCUCA